CCCGCCGCCCCGCGAGGGGGCCCGGCCCCCGGCCGCCCGAACGCUCCCUCGGCCUUCGCGAAGCGGCGCGGUGGCCGCGGUGCCGGCGGCACGAUGACUGACACCCGGCGCAGGGUGAAGGUUUACACGCUGAACGAGGACCGGCAGUGGGACGAUCGAGGCACGGGGCAUGUGUCCUCCUGCUACGUGGAGCGGCUGAAGGGCAUGUCCCUGCUAGUCAGGGCGGAGAGCGAUGGUUCUCUUCUUUUGGAGUCCAAAAUUAACCCGAAUACGGCGUACCAGAAGCAACAGGAUACCUUGAUUGUGUGGUCUGAAGCUGAAAACUAUGAUUUGGCACUUAGCUUUCAAGAAAAAGCAGGAUGUGAUGAAAUAUGGGAAAAAAUAUGUCAGGUUCAAGGCAAAGACCCCUCUGUCGAUAUUACUCAGGACCUUGUCGAUGAGUCUGAGGAAGAACGUUUUGAUGAUAUGUCAUCACCAGGUCUUGAAUUGCCAUCUUGUGAAUUAAGUCGACUAGAAGAAAUUGCAGAACUUGUGGCGUCUUCACUGCCUUCGCCGUUACGCCGUGAGAAACUUGCGCUAGCACUGGAAAAUGAGGGCUAUAUUAAGAAGCUCUUAGAAAUUUUUCAUGUGUGCGAAGACUUGGAGAACAUUGAAGGACUACACCACUUAUAUGAAAUUAUCAAGGGAAUCUUCCUUUUGAACAGAACUGCACUUUUUGAAGUCAUGUUUUCCGAGGAAUGUAUAAUGGACGUAAUUGGAUGCCUAGAAUACGAUCCGUCUUUAUCACAGUCACGGAAACACAGGGAAUUUCUGACUAAAACAGCAAAAUUUAAAGAGGUGAUUCCUAUAUCUGAUCCAGAGUUGAAGCAAAAAAUACAUCAGACGUACAGAGUACAGUAUAUUCAAGAUAUGGUCCUACCCACUCCCUCAGUUUUUGAGGAAAAUAUGCUAUCAACACUUCAUUCUUUCAUCUUUUUUAAUAAAGUGGAAAUAGUUGGUAUGUUACAGGAAGAUGAAAAAUUUCUGACAGACUUGUUUGCACAACUAACAGAUGAAGCCACAGAUGAGGAGAAAAGACAGGAAUUGGUAAAUUUUCUGAAAGAGUUUUGUGCAUUCUCUCAAACACUGCAGCCCCAAAACAGAGAUGCGUUUUUCAAAACCUUAUCAAAUAUGGGCAUACUGCCGGCACUAGAAGUCAUACUGGGUAUGGAUGAUGCACAAGUACGAAGUGCAGCCACAGAUAUAUUCUCAUAUUUAGUUGAAUACAACCCAUCCAUGGUACGAGAGUUUGUCAUGCAGGAAGCUCAGCAGAAUGAUGAUGAUAUACUACUCAUUAACCUCAUAAUAGAACACAUGAUUUGUGACACAGAUCCAGAACUUGGAGGGGCAGUGCUACUAAUGGGUUUGCUUCGUACCUUAGUUGAUCCAGAAAAUAUGCUUGCCACUGCCAAUAAAACAGAAAAGACAGAGUUCUUGGGUUUCUUCUACAAGCACUGUAUGCAUGUUCUGACAGCCCCCUUAUUGGCCAAUACUACAGAGGACAAGCCUAGCAAAGAUGAUUUUCAGACAGCCCAACUCUUGGCAUUAAUACUGGAAUUGCUAACUUUCUGCGUAGAACAUCAUACUUACCACAUAAAGAACUACAUCAUCAACAAAGAUAUCCUGCGAAGGGUGCUUGUUCUCAUGGCCUCAAAGCAUGCUUUCUUGGCUUUGUGUGCCCUUCGUUUCAAGAGAAAAAUAAUUGGACUAAAGGAUGAAUUCUACAACCGCUACAUAAUGAAAAGUUUUUUGUUUGAACCUGUGGUCAAAGCAUUUCUGAAUAAUGGUUCCCGUUACAAUUUGAUGAACUCUGCCAUAAUAGAGAUGUUUGAGUUUAUCAGAGUGGAAGAUAUAAAAUCUUUAACAGCUCACGUGAUUGAAAAUUAUUGGAAAGCACUGGAAGAUGUAGAUUAUGUGCAGACAUUCAAAGGACUGAAACUACGAUUUGAGCAGCAAAGGGAAAGACAAGAUAAUCCAAAACUUGAUAGCAUGCGCUCCAUUUUGAGAAACCACAGAUACAGGAGGGAUGCAAGAACCCUGGAGGAUGAGGAGGAAAUGUGGUUUAAUACUGAUGAAGAUGAUAUGGAAGAUGGAGAGGCAGUGGUGCCCCCUUCUGACAAAACUAAAAAUGACGAAGAUAUUAUGGACCCUAUAAGUAAAUUCAUGGAGAGGAAAAAAUUAAAAGAGAGCGAAGAAAAGGAAGUUCUUCUGAAAACUAACCUUUCAGGUCGUCAGAGCCCAAGUUUCAAGCUUUCCUUUUCCAGCGGGACAAAAUCUAACCUUACCAGUCAGUCAUCUGCAAGUAAUCUGCCUGGAUCCCCAGGUUCUCCCGGAUCUCCAGGAUCCCCUGGGUCUCCAGGGUCUGUUUCUAAAAGCACAUCUCAGAUGGCAGCUAUUACAACAAAGGGAGGCCUCGUAGGGCUUGUAGAUUAUCCUGAUGAUGAUGAAGAGGAUGAUGAAGAUGAAGAUAAGGAGGAAACUUUACCUUUGUCAAAGAAAGCAAAGCUUGAGUCAUCAUAAUGGCAACUGCUGAAGAACGCUACCAUUUGGAGGAAGGAUAUUUUUCCAUAGAAAACAAACCCACAACAAAGCAGCAAUCUUUUGUGAAUUACUGUGUGUAACACAGACCAACCUAUACAAACGGAUUUCUGCCAAUCAAGUGCCAAUUGAAAGGAGCAGAAGAAGGGGAAAUACUUCAUUUAGGGGAAAGACUUACGCCUUUGAGCUCUCCAGCUUGGACCACGUGUUGCCCUUUUCUCAGGGAAGGAAAUGGAAAACAAAAACAAAAAAGCCAACAGGGCAGGAGUUUUGUUAGUGGAACUCUGGAUUGGCUGGUCAGUUGCUACAAUCAGAAUAUGCUUUCUUGGACCAUACAUGAGACUUCUGAAGAAAAGGCGAUUUUUGCCAUAAUUCUUCGCUAGUUAAGAAUGCCAGCAGUUUCUUUGUAUAAAAGAGACCUGCCUUUGAAAAUCGUACAUUCUGAACAUUUUAGUCAAGCUACAACAGGUUUUAAAAACCUCUGUGGGGGAGGGCUGAAUAUAAAGUUUCCUCU
Molecule: messenger RNA, 3091 nt
Organism: Meleagris gallopavo (turkey)
Lineage: Eukaryota; Metazoa; Chordata; Aves; Galliformes; Phasianidae
Gene: PPP4R3A
Product: protein phosphatase 4 regulatory subunit 3A
Biological process (GO): DNA damage response; protein dephosphorylation
Cellular component (GO): nucleoplasm; protein phosphatase 4 complex
Molecular function (GO): protein phosphatase activator activity
Source: RefSeq, a predicted model, not a curated record